CGCGUGCGGUUGGGGUCCCAGCAGGUCCCAGUCGCUUCGUCUCCCGCAAGCAAGGUCGCCAGCAUCCCACCAUGCGCCUGCCCUACCUAACACAUGCUCAAGCAAGCAGCUGUUGGUAGGUGUAGCAAGCUACUUCGCCGCAUCGAACCCUGCAGCGCCUGCAUGACGAACAAAACCUUUGCGUCACAGGCGGUUGAAAGCCCGCCUGUCCAGCGAAAACGGCCCCCUACUGGUGUAACUAGUGUUCUAAACCAUAUCUUCUACCGCUUGAAUCAAUGAACUUAAAAAUAGCACGUGUGGGGUGGGCAUCGCGCAAAAAGGCGAAUCAGUCGCCUUAAGUUCCGCGUCGCCAACAAUGAGUCAGACGUACUUGUGAAGAACUAUUAUAUAGAUGGAGUUGAGGAUGCCGAGCACUGUGUGUGCUUCGGCCAGGAUCGUUUGCGUUUCCUUUGCCAAGCCACUAAAGAAGUAGCCGCUUGAAACCACUUGGAUACGAUAAGAUGUGGCAGCUACUCGGCGCGCUCUGUCCUUGCGUCUGGGGCCCUCUCGAGUGCGCCGCGACGCCGAACGAGGGGGCCCUACUGCACCAGGAGUCUGUCAACGGCGUAUCGAACCACGAUGGCAUACCAUUAGCAGGAGAGGUGUCUUUAAGUGUUAAAGCCGGGGCUGCGCCUGAGCCAGGGGCCGGUUUACCAGCAGGGGCCGCUUUCCGCGGCUCAGAAGCGCUUUCGAUUACAACAAGCGUUGUCGACUGCGACAUAAGCCUAACUCUUGAGGACGCACCGGACCGGGACGUUAUGGCGGAACCCGCCGGGAGCGUAUGUGACGGCGACCACAUGGACUCGCUGCUGGCGUCGCUGCUUAACUCAAUGGCCGCUCGGAACUUGACCACCUGCACCUCGCUGGAAACAAUUACGGAAGGCUUCCAAGCAAGCACCGAUACCGCCUUGCUAGCCAAGGCUAGUAACUGCGACUUUCCUGCAAUACCGGCGGUCACGCGGCAAUGCGAGGGGUCUUCGGCUUCUGGCAGCAGUCUUCAGCGCACCACCGGCUCGCGUCUACAGCAGCCAGGGUCACAAGCAACAGCCGCUCUGCGCGCCGCCGUUGCCGCCUCUCCACCUGCAGUAGCGCUGCCAACGGGCCCCCUGCCGCCACUAGCGUCGCCGUUCAACGCAGUCUCGGCGCCGUUCUUGGACGCAAGCCCCGGCGAUGACCGCUGCAGCAGCUUGCCGCCGCUGUGCCACGCCCGGCUUGGCGUCAGCCACAGCUACGCCUUCGCCCACCACGAGGCUGCUGCCGCACCGGCCGUGUGCAUCGCCGCCCUCAGCGGUCAGGAGCCCCUGCAGCGGCACCAGCUGUCCAGCAGGCCCAGCACUGCCCACGUCGCAGAGCCGGCGGCGGCGGCGGCAGCCGGCGGCGCGGCAGCGCAUGCCGCUACAGCCACGGUGGCGGCGGACACGGGUGAGGUCGCAGCGGCGGGUGCAAGCGCCGCGGGCGACUUGUUGGCCGGUCCCUCCGAGCCGGCGGCGCUGCAGGCGGCUGAGGUGCCGCUGCAGGCGCGGCCGCAGGUGGUGGCGUCGUUACAGGAGCUGCUUUCGGACGUUGACAACCUCAGUCCUAUGGCCUCGACGGCGCCGGCCCUGGCGCCAGCCGCAGGCGUGACGGCGCCGCGGGGCACCGGUGGCGGGAACAGCUCGAGCGCGGGGGCCGGCGCCUGCGCCACGGUUUGGCAGGGCAAGUGGCAGGGAAAGCAGGCGGUCGUGGUGAAGCUGGUGGCCGGCAGCGGCGGCAGCGGCUGGUGCCGCCCGGACGCCCCCAUGCUGCGUGACGCCUGCCGCGCCGCCCGCCUGGCCUGGGACCACCCCAACCUAGCACAGGUGCUCGCCGUCCGGGCCUUAGUCAUCGAUCAGGCCGUGCUGGACGAGCUGCGGCAGCUGCUGCAGCCUGCGCUGCCGUCGGCUGGCGCCGGCCUGGGCCUUGCAGCUUGGGUGCAGGCGGGCGCGCGGCGUGAGGCGGAGGCAGGCCUGGUGUUGGGGGCGGGCGCUGCCAGCAGCAGUGCGGCCGCGUGCGCUUCCAGCGGCGUACUGACCUUGGGCAGCGAACUGCCGGGAGGGGAGGCGGCCUGGGCGCAGGCAGCGGCAGCGGCUGCGGCGGCUGGCACGCGGUUGCGGCCAAUGGGCCGUCUGCAGCGUUUCCUCAUGUAUUCCCCUGUGGGGCCGCCACUCUCGCCGAUGACAGGGCCGUACCUGCACCCCGCGCUCGCAGGCAGUCGCCCCGAAGACAGCGACUGCUCAAACCCCGCACACAUCCCCAGCGUGUUGACCCGGGCAGCAGCGCCGCCCCCGGCGCCCGCUGCCGCCGGCGCCAACGGCUGCGCACCCCCGCAACAUGACCACGGGUGUCAGCAGCCAGGGCGGCAGCAGCCGGAGGAGCAGCAGGAGCAGGAGCAAGAGCAGCAGCAGCAGCAGCCCCAAAGGCUGCUGCAGGCGCAGACGCAGCCGCACCUGCUGCCUGUGCUGCGGGCACUUGCGCGGCAGCGGCUGCCGCCGGGCGGCUGCAUGGUGGCGGUGGUGACCCGCCUGUGCGACAUGGGCAACCUGGCAACGCUGGCCUGCGCGGCCGAGUCGCCCUUCCGACCCUCGCGCACCUGGCCCCUGCAUGUGGCGCACCGGGCGCUGCUGCGCACGGCGCGCGAAACAUCCGCGGCGCUGGCGGCACUGCACGCGGCCGGCGUGCCGCACGGCUGCCUCACCCCCACCAAUGUGCUCAUCCAGUCCUCGGACGCCGACCGGCGCGGCUUCAUCGUGCGCGUGGCCGACGCCGGGAGCCCGGCCCUGUCGGAUGCCGCCGCCAACCCGCUGGCGUCCGUGACGCCGCGCAUGCUGCUACUGCCGCCCGAGGCGCUGAUGACGGCUGGCGGCGCAGGCAGUAGCAGCAGCACCGGCAGCGCCAGCGGCGGCGGCGGCGGCACCGGCGGUAGCGUGCUCAGCAGUGGUAACGAGGCUAACUGCGGCGGGGGCCCUACUGCUGCUGCGGCGGCGGCCGCCGGCGCUGUGUCUAGCGGCGCAGACGCCUCCAGUGAUGCGGGUGCUGGUCCCAGUGCGGCGGGCCGGAACAGUGCUGCGGCAGACGCGGCGGUGGCGGCGGCGGUGGCGCCGGCAUUUGCUGCCGACGUCUUCUCGUUCGGCAUUCUGUUGUACAUCAUGGCUGCGGGCCGGAUGCCGUACGCGGACGAGCACCUGGUCCCGGCGCUGGUUGGUAUCGCCAUGGAGGGGCGGCGGCCGGAAUGGCCCACGUCCGCCUGUGGCCAGCCGCUGCACCCGCACCUGGAGGUACUGUAUGCCGCCUGCACCGCGGCCGACCCGCAGCAGCGCCCCAGUGCCUGGCAGGUGCACUGCCGCAUCUGCGAUAUCGAGGCUCAACUCAAAGCGGUAAAGGCGGCAAAGGCGGCCCAGAGAUCAACAAGCACACGGCAGUUUCCGUGAACUCACCUGGCUUUUGCAAUGAACCGCUGGAGGUAACCACGCGGGCGUAUGAAUUUUUAGUGCCCAAUUCUACAGUGUGUGUACAAAUGUACUGCUGCAUACGCAUACCUCAGUCACUGGACUGGUGCAAGUAUUGAAUUUACAGCAACAUGGGACUGGCGAAAGGAGUACAAAUGAUGGCCUUGAGGUCACUGUAUACACCAACUGGUGGCCGUGUGCCGGAACCAACACAUACUUGUGUUCAGAGAAAUUAACUGCCAAUUCCACUCCGAUGAGGUGGAAGUGGCAAGUUUCCAUGAUGCCUUUUAAGAUGAGGGUGUGGAUGAUCGAGGCCAACAUGCCCCGUGGUGUGUCAGGAGUGCACAGAGAGAGAGAGCGGAAAGAUUGUGCCCGCCGCUUUGCUAAGCGUCGGGGGCGUCACAUGUGGAGGACGGGCAGCAUGUGCUUAUUGAUGCGGUGCGACUUGUAUGCGAUGCGGGUGCGACACACAUGUGUGUGUUGUGCGUGUGCGUGUGCGUGUUUGUGCGUGUGUGUGUGUGUGUGUGUGUGUGUGUGUGUGUGUGUGUGUGUGUGUGUGUGUGUGUGUGUGUGUGUGUGUGUGUGUGUGUGUGUGUGUGACAGGGCUCACGUUUCAUUAUUCCCAUGCAGUUAAAUUUGCGGCGUGCCAUUUCUUGCGACCAAAGCUUUAAUUAAGUCUGAAGAACACGCGCUAAUGCAUGCGCAAGAUAUGAUAUAAGAACGUACGAAAAGUUUGGACGAAGCAAGACGAAGCAAGUGCAACGAUCGGGGGGCUAUAGGUGGUACGGGUGGAAGUGCCGUCAGAGGUGGUGACCUUGGUCGAGCCGUCAGGGGUAGUAGUGACGGUGGUGGUGCUGGCUGGCGGUGAAACCCCCCAGAAACACCUUGUCCUUUGUUUGUUGGGCAAAGUGGGAUCUCCCUCUUUAAGAAAACUUGGGAUAUGUGUGAUAGGGGCUCAUGGGGAGCUGCGGCUUGCACGUGUGGGCGCCGCUGGCUGUCAGUGGCAUUGAACUGGUGGGUCUGUUGGCAUGGGUGUGGUGCAUGAGAUUCCUUAUUGCAUUGGCAAUGGCCGUGUUGCGCGACACAUGCAUGCUGCGCACGAGGACCACAGCCGCCUGUGGCCCUACCUUACGUGGGAGCGCGAGUACCAUGCCCCUCACCUGCCCUGGGUUGGCACGUGAGGCGAUGUUUGUGUGUUGCCGCGUGCACCACUCGCAUAUGCAUAUCUGUUAGGGUUUGUGCAAUGGAAAGAACAAGUUCAGUAAUUUCUUGCGGAUGGAUCGAGGCUCUGAACAGCACAUGUCUUGGUCGCUCUUGUGCGGCGCUAUUGCGCCGGGAAGCGGCGGGGGGCGUAGCGGUUUGUGUGAGAUGUGAGGGAACGUCAGGACAGGUGCGCUGUGCGGCGUGCGCCCGUAGGCGUGCGGCCGGGGCCAGUCGGCCACGCCAGGCGAGUGUUCCCUGUAAAUAACCUGCCCC
Messenger RNA from Chlamydomonas reinhardtii, 4979 nucleotides. RefSeq lists its product as uncharacterized. Gene Ontology annotation, biological process: protein phosphorylation. The transcript has 8 exons. The record is from RefSeq and is a predicted model, not a curated record. Lineage: Eukaryota; Viridiplantae; Chlorophyta; Chlorophyceae; Chlamydomonadales; Chlamydomonadaceae. Bases 798 to 3485 code for a protein of 895 amino acids. Gene Ontology annotation, molecular function: protein kinase activity; ATP binding.